AUGUUUCGGGCCUCGCUGCGGUCGGUCUCAGACCCUCUCCGCGACCAUGUCUGCCUCUCCUGUCUAGCACGCCGGGUUGGAUCUCCCAACAAGCUACGCGCCUUUCACAGCACACCUCUUUUCAUUAGCAGAAACAAGAAGACACGAUCUUACUUUCUGACACAAACCCGGUUUCGGGGAUAUGCGGCUGCGACCCAGGAAUCUCCGGAUGGAAACCGCAAUAGAAAGGCUUCCAAAACCCUGCAUCCAGACUCUCAAGGUUCCAUCCAAGUGACAACACAGCCCUUGAGCGCUGCGAAAAAGUUCAAUCGCCAGCCAAAGCCAAAGCCACCACCAGAAGAACAAGAAAGGCGAGAAGAACAAGGAGAGCAAGAAGGUGAAGGGAAAAAAGAAAAGAGGAAAAUUCCCCUUGCGGGCAACACGAAACGCAAGGCGAGGCUACGGGCCAAACAGAAAAAGAAGACUACAUCAUUAGCAUCAGCACAGGCAGACAAGAAGGCUUCUGAAAAAAAUCUCACCGAAGAUGGGAAGGCCGCAGAAGACAAGAAGGAGAAGGUGAAGGAGAAGAGGAAGAAGGCCACUGAAGCAAGGAAGAAGGCCGCCGCUGAAGAUGCGAGGGCCGCAGCAGACAAGGAGAAGAAGGAGAAGAGGAGGAAGGUCGCUGAACAACGGAAGGCCCGUUUAGAAAAGAUGAAAGCCGUCGCUGAAGGCGGGAAGGGCGCUACAGACAUGAAAGUCGCCACAGACAAGAAUCAGAAGAAGAAGAACGCUGCAGAAAAGCAAGACACCGACAAGCAUCAGAUCAAGGGACAGAACGAAGAGUUUACAGCUCCUCGAGUGACCGAGCAGCCUAACCCACCGCCCCCCGGAAGGCGAAACGCGAGCGAGAGGAAAAUCCUGCCACCAACCAUUGACCCUCCUGGCGUCUACCAUCUUCGUGAUCCUCGGUCUCGUGUCUACAACUUUGAUCCAUAUUUGGGUUCAAUUAUGCCAGUUACAGAGUUUGAUUUCGAAGCUCUGAAGGCAUACAUCACCUCGUCCAAAGAUGAGACUUUACGUGACAUAGCUGUCAAGCAUCAGAAGAAGUACGUUGGGUCUUCUUCGAGUAUGACUUCGGUUCUCUCCCAUUUCCAUUACCUGCUUUCGAGCUGGCGGGCCGUCAAUGUGAACAGCGUAUCACAAGGCUUCUCCGAAAAGUUGCGUUCUUUCACACGUCUCCUCCGCUCGCCCGCGGCCAUGUUCCUUCGGUACCAGGAUGGGGUGUACGCCAUCGACGCGGACAAGGAGUUUGAUAACGCCAACAUCCUUAUGAACCUUGGAAAAUCAAUGGAGAAGCUCCUCACCUUGCCGAAGGAUGAUUUUGAGAGGUAUCGCCGAUCGCACGAGAACAAGAUCACGCCGGAAGAAGAGGAAGCCGUACCCGAGUCUUAUCAUUUCACCACCUAUGGCGAUUUCAUCAUGCGCUCCCAGCUGGAUGCCUAUGAUCCUCGCCUGCCGGGUACUGGCAUGUUCGAUUUGAAAACGCGUGCCGUUGUCUCGAUUCGAAUGGAUGCAAAGAACUUUGAGCACGGUCUUGGAUACGAGAUCAAGGGUCGGUUCGGUGACUUCGAAUCCUUUGAGCGUGAAUACUUCGACAUGAUCCGCGCCGCGUUCCUGAAGUAUUCUCUGCAGGUGCGCGUCGGCCGCAUGGACGGGAUUUUUGUCGCUUUCCACAACAUCGAGCGCAUCUUCGGGUUCCAGUAUAUCAGUCUUGCCGAGAUGGAUGAAGCCCUGCACGGACAGAGCGACACUGCGCUGGGAGAUGAAGAGUUCAAGCUGAGCUUAGGGCUGUGGAAUAAAGUCCUAGACAAGGCGACUGCCCGGUUCCCCAAGCAAUCGCUGCGCUUCCAUUUUGAAACGAGAGACGCAACAUCGCCAUUCAUGUACAUUUUUGCUGAACCCGUCACGGACGAGGAGAUCGACGCUAUCCAGACGAAGAACCAAGCCGAGAUCGAGGCAUACCAGAAGCGUCUUCUCCAUCCCGAAUCAAAAGAUAAUAUUAACGAUGACCUCGACGCCGCAGCAGUGACAGAAGAAACAUCGCCCUCUAAACCCUCAGAAGAGUCUGAGGCCCUCUCCUCGGAUACCAACACGCCAGAGUCUCCCUCAGAGGCCUCAUCAGCCCCGAUAUACGACUCAGAUGCUCCUCCCGACCCGUCGUUCACCGAAGACCUAGAAAAGGGCGGGCAAGAAACCGAGCUCCUCGGAAUGGUGCUCUCGGUCAAAAACAGAGUGAACAAAAAACCAGUCGACCGUCCUACCAACUUCAAGGCCGGCGACGAAUGGACCGUCGACUACGAACUAAACGAAUUGGAACCUUAUCGGGCGCGCAACCUGUACGAAAUGUGCCAGCGCCGCCGCCGCGCUGUUCUCGACGACCGUGGCGAGGAUGAGAUUGGCGUCGCGGCUAAUGCUUAUAUUCGGCAGUUGCGCGAAGUCGCUAAGCAAGGUCGUAGCCAUCGCGAGAAGGAGAAUGAGCUUGAUGAGAAGAACGGGGUUGUUGUGUUUAAUGAACCGGUACACUAA
Messenger RNA from Penicillium lagena, 2565 nucleotides. RefSeq names its product Pet127 family protein. NCBI's taxonomy places the organism in Eukaryota, Fungi, Ascomycota, Eurotiomycetes, Eurotiales, Aspergillaceae. The coding region runs from base 1 to 2565 and encodes 854 amino acids. The record is from RefSeq and is a predicted model, not a curated record. The transcript is spliced from 4 exons. Gene Ontology annotation, biological process: mitochondrial RNA 5'-end processing. Gene Ontology annotation, cellular component: mitochondrion; mitochondrial envelope.